AUGGGUAGAUGUAGAAGGUCGUUUCGCUUCUUUAUUUCCGUCUUUCUACUUGUACAUUUCAUAUGCUGCAUCAGCCUUGUCUCAGGCAUAAUCAGAAGAGAGGCUGCUGAAACAAGGUGCAUUGAGAGCGAGCGAAGAGCACUCCUUCGUUUAAAACGUGGAUUCGUGGAUGAUUAUGGCUUACUCUCUUCUUGGAGUAAUCAUAGAAGCUCACAAGAUUGCUGUUUAUGGCGAGGCGUAGACUGCAACAACAAAACUGGUAAUGUCAUAGUGCUCGAUCUUCAUGGAUAUUGGUCAGAUGAUCUUGACGCUGUAGUUCAAUUAAGUGGCGACAUUAACUCUUCACUGCUUGAUUUAAAACACUUGAACCAUUUGGACCUCAGCUUUAAUAGCUUCACCCGGAUCCCAGAAUUCGUUGGUUCCCUCAAAAAACUUCGCUACCUCAACCUUUCCUCCACUAGUUUAGAGGUAUCCAAAGUCCCCCCUCAGUUGGGGAAUCUAUCAAACUUACAAAUUCUUGAUAUAUCAUAUUCUUCGGUUGUUUUAAGAAACACAGAGUGGCUAUCUAAACUUUCCUCGCUUGAAUACCUAAGUCUCAGCGGUGUAGACCUCAGCAAGUCUAGUAAUCUGUUAGAAAAUGUGAUCACGCGCCUUCCUUCCCUUUUCGAACUACACCUAGUUUUUUGUCUUCUUCCAAAAUUUUCCACUAAUACGUUACUUCCAAUAACCAAUUUCUCAAAAGUUCUUUCUAUUCUAGAUAUCUCCGAUAACUAUCUUCCCCCCUCUAUGAUAUAUCCUUGGUUAUUCAACUUCAGUAACAGCCUCAUCGAUAUUGACCUCUCAUACAACGAAUUAAAUGGCUCCAUUCCUGAAGCUUUUGGCGCAUUCACGUCCCUACAGAAGUUAGAUUUGACCACCAAUGGUCUCAAAGGCCGUAUCCCAACAUCGUUUGGAAACUUCAGCAACUUACGAUCGUUAUACUUAGGUGGGAACAGUCUCAAAGAAGACCUUUCCAACUUCUUCCAUCUCUUGAAACCAGCAGAGAAGUCGCUCCAAGUUUUGGACUUGAGUUCGAAUGAGUUAUUCGGUUCCUUGCCUGAUGUUACAAAGUUCGCUGCCUUAAAAGAAUUAUAUCUUCAGAACAAUGAUAUAAAGGGAUCAUUUCCAGUAAGAUUCGAGCAUAUCUCGAAUCUCGUCAUCAUCGACUUGGCUGAUAAUCAUAUCACUGGAUUGCUCCCGGAUCUUUCAGCUCUUUCUUCAUUGCAGGAGUUAUAUUUCGAGAGAAACAAUUUGCGAGGGACUCUCGCAGAUAAGAUUAUGCCCCUUUUUGAGCUUCAAAGUUUAGGGGCAUCUUCAAACUUGUUGAAUGGUACGAUCACCGAGACUCACUUAUCAAAUCUUUCUCAUCUAGUUUACCUUGAUUUGUCAUAUAACUCACUCGCUCUCGAAAUUGAUCAUGAUUGGUCUCCAAUUUUUUCCCUCGAUGUCAUGUCAUUUUCAUCUUGCAAGUUGGGUCCUUCUUUUCCCAACUGGCUACAAACUCAGAAGAAUUUCUCCAUACUUGACAUCUCGGCUACACAAAUCAACGACUCUGUCCCAGAUUGGUUCUGGGAUCAGUUAACACCGAAUCUUCGUUACCUGAAUCUGUCAUCUAAUCAAAUUCAUGGCAUUGUUCCAGAUUUGUUGUAUGGGAACCAACCUUACAUUGAUUUAAGAUCCAAUAACUUUUAUGGCCCUGUCCCAUUGUUUCCUUCAAACACACAAACACUAGUUCUCCGCAAUAAUAUGUUUUCAGGAUCAGUUUCCUUCUUGUGUAAUUUCACCACCAUAUUUCGACUUGAUCUUUCGAAUAACCGACUGUCGGGAGAGCUUCCGGAUUGCUGGAUAAACUUAACUAACUUCUUUUACCUUAAUCUUGAAAACAAUAAACUGUCAGGGAGAAUCCCCGCAUCAAUGGGAUCCCUUACAUAUCUUCAAAUGUUAAGUUUGCGUAGCAACAACCUAACCGGAGAGUUGCCAUCUUCCUUAAAGAACUGCACCAUGUUGACGCUACUUGAUGUCGGAGAAAAUAGCCUCUCAGGUCGCAUACCUACUUGGAUUGGAAAAAGCCUAACGGAGUUACGUGUUCUUAGCUUAACAUCUAAUGGGUUCCAUGGUACCAUGCGUACAAGUUUAUGCAGGCUUUCCAAAAUACAGAUUUUGGAUCUCUCUAUCAACAAUAUCUCUGGAAGCAUACCCAGGUGCCUCAGCAAUCUCAAAGGCAUGACCGACGAAUCAAAAAAAGUUCAGUUUUUUGGGUGGAACACCGUGGGGCUAUCACGCACUAGGCUCUCGAUUAAGCGAGAUACAUAUACGUUUGAAGCAUUGUUGCAAUGGAAAGGAAGACGAUAUCAAUACAGUAACACUUUAGGUCUGGUUACUAGCCUUGAUCUCUCUAGCAACUCCCUCAACGGUGAGAUACCACGUGAAAUUACCAAUCUUUCAGGACUUGUUGCAUUAAACCUUUCCAGAAACAACUUAACCUGGCGAAUUCCUCAAGAUAUUGGAAGAUUACGUUGGCUGGAUUUCCUUGAUUUAUCAAGAAACUAUCUGAGUGGUGGUAUCCCAGUAAGCCUUUCGCAAUUGACCAAUCUUGGCCUGCUGGACCUUUCAUACAAUAACUUGUCAGGAAGGAUACCAACUAGCACUCAGUUACAGAGCUUUGGUGCUUCAUCCUACACCGGGAAUCCUGCACUUUGUGGGCUUCCGCUUAGUAAUCCAUGCCCUGGAGAUUUGGUUCCUGAUCAAAGCCCAAGAACUACAGUAGAAACUGAAGACAAUGCAGGUCAAGAUAAGCUUAUUACUCGUGGUUUUUUCAUUUGCCUUUCGACUGGAUUAGCACUUGGAUUCUGGGGACUUUUUGGAACUUUGUUUAUAAGUGAUUCAUGGAGAUAUGCAUAUCUCAAGUUCUUGGACCAUAUCACACACUGGAUUUAUGUUGUGAUAGCUGUGAAUUACAACAGGCUGCUGAGGCGGUCUUGA
Helianthus annuus (common sunflower) is the source of this 3021-nucleotide messenger RNA. RefSeq names its product receptor-like protein EIX2. NCBI's taxonomy places the organism in Eukaryota, Viridiplantae, Streptophyta, Magnoliopsida, Asterales, Asteraceae. The record is from RefSeq and is a predicted model, not a curated record. The coding region runs from base 1 to 3021 and encodes 1006 amino acids. The transcript has a single exon. Gene Ontology annotation, molecular function: protein binding.